Molecule: messenger RNA, 1191 nt
Organism: Colletotrichum orchidophilum
Lineage: Eukaryota; Fungi; Ascomycota; Sordariomycetes; Glomerellales; Glomerellaceae
Exons: 6
Coding region: 1-1191 (396 amino acids)
Source: RefSeq, a predicted model, not a curated record
AUGGUUGCUGCUGUCGGAGAAUCCUUGCUGUACCACCCUAAUUCGGGUGGGCACCACGAAUUCAACUUGAACCUAGCUCUGAUUAUAGUUUCGACGAUAUUCGUCUCCCUUCGACUGUUUACGCGAAAGAUCAUAGCAAAAGCCCUAGGUUGGGAUGACUUCCUUGCAAUAUUAGCCUGGGCCUUGUGCAUCACGCUCUCGGCCCUUGAGAUGGACACGACCAAUUAUGGCACUGGGGCCCAGAUCGAAGAUGUUCCCCGACCGACGCUGCUGCAAUUCUUCAAGAGGCUUUCCAUCAUGGAACUGGUCUACUUCCUUGCUUCUGGUGUAGUACGAUUGUCCAUAUUAGCGUUUCUACCACGCUUGAGCAAGAACAAGGUGUAUAUGUGGAGCAUAUAUGCCCUCAAUGCCAUCGUUGUCAUAAGCAGUCUGUCGGGGUUCUUUUUUGUCUUGACAGAAUGCUCGCAGAUACCUGAUGUCUUCAAUUAUUCCAGCACAUGGCGGCAAUGCGUAGACAAAGGCGAGGAGCGAUCGAUGAUGCUGGCCUAUGCUAUCAUCUGCAUCUUUGUUGACUGCAUGCUGGUCGUUCUUCCGCUUUGUGUCGUGACGAAUUACGUCAAAGUGGGCGUCAAGGCCAUACAAAUCUUGCUCGUGUUUUCUCUGGGUAUAUUUGCCGUCAUCACUGGUAUCGUUCGCUUUUCCAUAAUCGUCACGACAGAUUUCAGCGUAAAUACCACGUACAAGAUGCUGACUGUAGCUGCGUGGACCGACGCUGAGCUCCAUGUCGGUCUUUGGGUUGGGUGUUUUCCAGCGCUGCAGCCUCUACUCCGGCAUGCAACUCUGAUGCUAGGAAUGCGCAGUCAAUUGGACAGCACAGGCGCCGCAAGCAAGAGAAAUACGGUAACGUCCACGGCGACUUCCAACAGGAAAAGCGUUCUGGACAGGUGGUCACGAAGUACUGGUUAUGUUCGGAGCCAGAGCGCCAGAAUUCAACCACCGGGAGGUGACGCUGGGCAAGUCGAGGUUGCAGGUGGCCAAUCUGAAGAUGUCGAGAUGGUCGAUCUCGAGAAGGGCGAUGGUGCUGCUCACAUUGCCCAGCAGAAAGAUAUCUCGAUCCCAGUAACAUUCGGCAAGAGUCCAAGACCGGAAGAAGAAGAGGCAGUAUCAAGUGGUCAAAUGCGAGACGUCUGA